Molecule: messenger RNA, 1631 nt
Organism: Archocentrus centrarchus (flier cichlid)
Lineage: Eukaryota; Metazoa; Chordata; Actinopteri; Cichliformes; Cichlidae
Product: myelin-associated glycoprotein-like
Exons: 8
Coding region: 122-1462 (446 amino acids)
Source: RefSeq, a predicted model, not a curated record
UCUGACAUACGGUCACUGGUUUAGUGGGUUUAUUGUACUUGAGCUGAAAAUUGCUUCAUUUCACCCUAAAAUCGACUCAACAGGAACUCAUUCGGGCUUCAGUGAGUUUGUGUCUGUGAACAUGGAGACAGUCGGCACGUUGCUGCUCGUCCUCUUUGUUUCAGGUGCUUUGGCUGAUUGUCCUGGUGAAACAGCACUCUUCAUAACUGCACCAAAGACGAUGGAAGCACUGAGUGGAUCUUGUCUCCAAAUCCCGUGUAGCUUCACACUGAAAGAAGAACAGGAAUUUAUCAGCACAAGUAAAAUCUUUGGAGUGUGGAUUAAAAAUGAUUCUAGAUUUAACUAUAAACCAAACAAUGUGAUCUUCAACAGCAGUGGAGCAGUUAGCACCUAUCCAAUGAGUAUUACUGGGAACCUGAGUGAGAGAAAGUGCACCACUCUGUUUUCUAAUUUAACCACCACACACACAGACUUCUUCAGAGUAGAGAAAGAACCAUUCAAGGCGACAGCUUCAUGUCACCCUCUUCAAAUAAAAGUCAGAGAUUCUCCUUGGAGGCCCAGUAUUACAGUGUCAGGUGAUCUGAAGGAGAAGGAGUCUGUCACUAUAACCUGCUCAGCUUUCACCCCCUGUCCACACUCCCCUCCUGAACUCACCUGGACUCUCCAAAAAGACUCUCACAGCAAAAUAGAGGAAAACAGAGACGGAACCUUUACAACUAAAAUCCAGCAGAUCAUCACUCUGUCAGACACACACGAUGGACAGAAGAUCAGCUGCUCUGCCAGAUAUCCUGUCAGCCAAGGAGAAGACACCAAGACAGCAGAGACAGCAGAGACUCUCAGUGUUUCAUAUGCCCCCAAACAAACCUCAAAAUCCAUCAGUCCAUCAGGUUUGGUGUCAGCAGGCAGCUGGGUGAACCUGACCUGCUCCAGCAGAGCCAAACCUCCAGUCAGCAGCUUCACCUGGUUCAAGAAGAGCACAGAUGGACCUGUGAGCGUAUCUGAAGGACAGAUUUACAGCUUCAAUGUAACAGAUGGAGGAGUUUAUUACUGUGUGGCCACUAAUGAUCUGGGUAAUCAGACAUCAGCAGAGAUCCAUCUUAAUAUUGCACAUUCAUCGUGGAGGGCUGCUGUUGGAGGGAUCACUGGGAUCAUCAUAUUUAUCUGCUUUUUUAUUAUUAUGCUUUUUGUUUUUUGGAAACUGAAGUCAACACGUCAAGCUUCACAUCAGACACAGAGCGUGCCUCUUCAAGAAGCAGCCAGAACAGCAGAAAAUGAAGAUGUCCAUUAUGGAGACCUUGACUUCUCCAAGCAGACGCUCAGACCUGCUCUAGACUCAGUGCAGGAGAGCACACAGCAGCAGGAUUUUGUGUAUUCACAGGUCAAAGUGAGCAAGACUGAAAACAGCUUAACUCAGACAGGUGACGGUCCACAGUGCAUCUACUCUCAAGUGCAGAAGACAUGAGUGUUGAACAACCUUCAUUACAGAGAAAUGUUCUUUUGUGGUUCAUCAGAGGAAACCUCGUCAGCAUGUUCAGCAUGUUUAUUUCUGAUUUGGUUUGGUGAUAGCAGUUAAUACUGCUUCCACACAACUCUAGAAUAAACCCUUAAAAGUAAAUAUAUAUGUGUGUGUA